AUGCUGCUGCACAUGAGCGCAGAUUAUCAUCACGUGGUUGAUGACUGUGAAGAGGCGUGGGUCGCGUGGGCGCGUUUGAAGACGCUGUACGGCGGGUCGCAGAAGGCUGGACGCAUCUACUUGAAGCGCCAGCUGUUCAGCAUGGAGAUGGCGGAAGGCGGCAAUGUGAUGCAUCAUUGCAACGAAGUCCUCAACAUCAGCGCGAAGCUCAGCAGCAUCGGCGCCAAGAUGGAGGACGAGGACAUGAGCAGCGCGGAACUGCGAUCGCGAGACGUCGUGAGAGUGCUCACGAAUGAGCACAUCAAGAGGCAAGGUGACAAGACGACAUCGGUGAAGACUGAAGACGCGGCCAAGGCGUUCAGUACCGAGCGUGAACCUCGCCAGUGUACAUACUGCGGAAAAUUGGGGCACACGGCGGAGCGGUGCUGGACCAAGCAGAAGGACGAGAAUCAAGGUGGAGCUCGACGCGGCGGCAACAAUGCUCGUGGACGCGGAGCCAACAACGUUCAGUGGCGAACCAACAGCAACUACGACGACAACUGCGAUCGAGUUGCGUUCGCGGUUUCGCUGGAGGCCGGACUUUCGACGGGCAAGAAUAUGCCAGGGAUGUGGGCAGUCGACAGCGGUGCGACGCAUCACAUCUGCAACGACAAGGCCAAGUUUGCAAGCCUGAAUGAGCGAGAGGAAGGCGAACUAUCAGUGGCUGAUGGCAGCAAGGCUGCGAUCAAGGGUGUGGGAACCAUCAUGGAACGGGUGGUUCUGCCCAAUGGUGACGAACGCGACAUCGAGAUCAAGGACGCGCUGUUCGUACCAAGCAUGAGCAAGAAUCUGCUUUCGGUGCCACAGAUCAACAAGGGUGGGAGGUUCCAAGUCGUGUUCGAUGGAUCCAAGAUGCAAGUGAAGCGCAAGAAUUCCACACAAGUCGUGGCAACAGCGGAUCUCGUCGAUGGACUUUACUGGCUGCGGACUCCUCAACGAUCGGCGAAUGCAGCAACACGCAAUGGGACCAUCGACUUGCAUGCGCGCAUGGGUCAUGCACCUCUCGAAGUUCUGCGCAAGAUGAUGGCCACUGGCAUGAUCAAGGACGCCAAGGCACCUCUCAACUCGACUGGUCCAAGUGUGUGUCGCGGUUGCCAGCAAGGAAAGAUGGUCCAAAACCAUUCCCAACCAACCGUGACAAACGCCAAUAUGGUAUCUAGCGGUUGCAUGAAGGGCUUCUGUCUGCGGUCCAAGUCUGAGAGUGAAGACUGUAUCAAGAACCACAUCAUCAAGAUUCAAACACAGUUCGGCACGAAGAUCAAGUUUGUUCGGCACGAUGGAGCGCAUGAAUUUGCGACCAACUCGAUCAAGACCUUCUACGAAGAUCAUGGUAUCGAACAACAGAUCACGGUGCCGUAUGCACACCAGACCAACGGCACCGCAGAACGCGCGAUAAGGACCAUCGUCACGAUCGGACGCAGCUUGUUGCAUCAUGCAAAGCUGGAGAAGUGUUUCUGGGCUGAAGCGGCAAUGACGGCGAUCUACAUCAAGAACCGCCUGCCUUCACCCAAGAUCGACCACAAGACUCCGUUCGAGAUCGUGUACAAGUCGAAACCAAGUGUCAAGCACAUGCGCGUGUUUGGAUGUCGGGCGUUUAUCCUGACACCAAGGGAGAAGCGAUUGAAGUGGGACCCGAAGGCUCGUGAAGGGAUGUUCAUGGGCUACGAAGAAGUGUCAAAAGCUUAUCGAGUGUACGACAUUGAGGCGGACCAAGUGGUGAUCAGUCGUGACAUCACCUUCGACGAAUCGACUUUGACUUUUCGAUGGACCGACCAAGUGACGAUGAUGAAGAUGCGGAGUUGGAUCUCGACCUCCUGGCGAUCAACGAGGACGACCUCGCCCUCGAACUGGAUUGAACAAGCAAGUGCGCCGGCACACGUCUCCAACCGUCACCAGAAACGACGAUCAAGUGCUCCAGAAACGAUGUCUGAUGACGAAGAAGAUGCAAGCGUCUACGAUCAAGAUGACGACUUGACGCCUCCAACAUUUUGGCGUGCAAGUGCAAACGCAGUGGAAGCAACGGACCUAGCAGAACCUGUGACUUUUCAAGACGCGAUCAAUGGUCCUGAUCAAGCUCACUGGCGAAAUGCUGUGAAGGCGGAACUCAAGUCGAUGCAUCUUCGUGGAGUUUUCCGUGCGGCAAAACUACCAAGAGGCCAAGGCGCGAUCGGCACCAAGUGGGUGUUCAAGAUCAAGCGCAAAGCGGAUGGAUCGGUCGAGAAAUACAAGGCGCGUCUCGUUGCCAAGGGCUUCAAGCAGAAGUACGGCAUCGACUACACAGAGACGUUCUCGCCCGUGGUCAAGUACGUGACACUGCGUAUGGUGAUCGCGAUCACCAAGUAUUUCGACUGGCCACUGGACCAACUCGAUGUGGUGACAGCCUUUCUCUACGGAGUGAUGAAGGAGAAGGUGUACUGCGUGGUACCAGAAGGCGUCGAGAUGGAUGGCGACUUCGACUGUCUCGAGUUGGUGAAGGCGAUCUACGGUCUCAAGCAAGCUUCACGUGUGUGGAACGAGACUUUCGAUGAGUUCGUAUGCUCUAUCGGUUUCGAAGCGUCGGCGUUCGACCCAUGUCUCUACAUCAAGGUUGUCGAUGGUCACUGUGUGCUCGUGCUGGUCUACGUGGAUGACGUGUUGGUCACCGGCAGCUCGCUCGAGUUGAUUGCGCAGACGAAGGCCGACCUCAAGACGCGUUUCGAGAUGACCGACAGUGGCAAGUGUACUUUUGUACUGGGCAUCGAACUGGUGGACGAAUCGGAUGGCAGCGUGACGAUGUGCCAGCGACGGUAUGUCAACGACAUCCUCAAGCGCUUCGGCAUGGAUGAGUGCAAGGCCACAUCAAGUCCGGUCGACUUGAGCACUCGGCUUGUCGCAAGCACCGAAGCGGCCAAGAUCGACGUUCCGUUUCGUGAAGCUGUGGGAGCUUUGAUGCACUUGACGACUGCGACGCGCCCGGACAUUGCGUAUGCUGUGGGGUACGUCUCGCGCUUCAUGGAGAAUCCGCAGCAAGAACAUUGGACGGCGGUGAAGCGCAUCUUUCGUUACUUGCAAGGGACCAAGUCGCACGGACUCCGAUUCCAGCCAAGCGAUAAGAUCGACUUUCGUGGCUACUCGGACGCGGACUGGGCCGGCGACCACGCUGAUCGCAAGUCGACUUCGGGUUACACUUUCAUGCUGAUGGGUGCUCCUGUGAGUUGGGGAAGCAAGAAGCAGUCAAGAAGGCAAGUGGGUGCAUCGCCUGCUAUGCGAGAUUUUGGCGGCCGCAACGAACCAGGACCGGACCUCGUCAUCCGUGAAGACAACCAGUCCUGCAUCAAGAUGACAAAGAAUCCGGUGAAUCAUGGCCGCGCCAAGCACAUCGACAUCAAGUACCAUCACAUCCGUGAUGAGGUCAAGCGCGGUGAAGUGCAGCUCGAGUAUUGCGAGACUUCCGUGAUGAUGGCGGACAUCAUGACCAAGGGACUUUCGGGACCUCGUCACAAGGACUUGACGACGGCUCUCGGCAUUCGUGCGAGUUCGGAUUGA
This is a messenger RNA of Peronospora matthiolae, 3564 nucleotides long. NCBI's taxonomy places the organism in Eukaryota, Oomycota, Peronosporomycetes, Peronosporales, Peronosporaceae. The record is from the annotation of a GenBank genome assembly.